This is a messenger RNA of Calypte anna (Anna's hummingbird), 12386 nucleotides long. RefSeq names its product insulin like growth factor 1 receptor (gene IGF1R). Lineage: Eukaryota; Metazoa; Chordata; Aves; Apodiformes; Trochilidae. Gene Ontology annotation, cellular component: membrane; insulin receptor complex; axon. The transcript has 21 exons. Gene Ontology annotation, biological process: insulin-like growth factor receptor signaling pathway; positive regulation of phosphatidylinositol 3-kinase/protein kinase B signal transduction; positive regulation of kinase activity. The record is from RefSeq and is a predicted model, not a curated record. The coding region runs from base 926 to 5017 and encodes 1363 amino acids. Gene Ontology annotation, molecular function: ATP binding; insulin receptor activity; phosphatidylinositol 3-kinase binding.
UUUUUUGAGAAGGAGCCUGUGGCAGCGGCGCCGACGAGAGGAAGAGGAGGAGUAGGAGGGAAGCCUUUUUAAUUCAUUUUCGUUCCGAAUUCCGCAUUUCGAGCCUCUGCAGCCAGCUGGACUUGGGUUGUUGUUGUUGUGGGUGGUGGUUGUGCGUGGGGUGGUUUUUUUUUGUUUGGUUUUUGUUUUUGUUUUUUUUCUUGUGUGUGAUUUUAUUUUUUUCCUCCCCCCUCCUCGCUGAGCGGGGAGAGGAGCCGGGGGGAUACCGCCAGGGCAGCCCCGUCCCCGCGCUGAGGGACGGAGGAGCUGUUGUUGUUUUGUAAUAAGAUUGUCUGGGUCGCCCUCCCCCUCCCCCCCUCCUCAUCCUUUUUUUUUUUUUUUUUCCAAUUUUUUUUUUUUUUUUUCUGUCUCUGUGUGUGUGCGCGCUGCCUCCGUGUGCGGUGUUUGAAAAUGGAGGUUGAAGAUGCAGACUGCCAGCCCCGAUGUGCCUCAUGUUUGCGACUCCUGUGCACGAUGUACCACUGCAGCCAGCGCUGAGGGGAGACGGUGGCGCCCCCCGCCCCGGAGCCCGCCCCGCCGCCCCGGAGACAGCGUCGCCCCGGGGCUUUCAUGCCUUGUUGUUGUUGCCGUUAAUACAUCUUGAAUAUCUGUGUAUUUUUGGUGUGGUUGCUCCGGAAGAUCAACACCCAGGGACCUCAAAACCCCUCCGGUUUGCCAGUCCGAAGGGUCUCUUUCUUUUUUUUUUUUUUUUUCUUCAUUUCUUGAGGCAACGUGGAUUUAUUUAUCCUGCCCCGCUUCUCGUCCGCCUUUUGCCUCCUUCGUUAUUUUUAGAGGACGGAGGGGAGAAAAGAAAGAGAACAAUAUUGGACUUUUUUUUUUUUUUAAUUUUCGGAAAGGGGAAAUUUGUCCAAUUAAAAAAAGAGGAAUGAAGUCUGGCGCUGGAGGAGGGUCCCUCGCCGUCGUCUGGGGGUUUCUGCUCGUCUUCGCCGCACUUUGUCUGUGGCCAACAAAUGGGGAAAUUUGUGGGCCAAACGUUGACAUUCGCAAUGACAUCCAUGAGCUGAAACGCCUGGAGAACUGUACGGUCAUCGAGGGUUUCCUUCGGAUCCUGCUCAUCUCCAAAGCAGAGGAUUACCGCAACUUCCGCUUCCCAAAGCUCACAGUCAUCACUGACUACCUGCUGCUCUUCCGAGUGGCAGGCUUGGAAAGCCUCAGUGAUCUCUUCCCCAACCUCACAGUCAUUCGUGGGAGAAACCUCUUCUACAACUAUGCCUUGGUUAUCUUUGAAAUGACAAAUCUGAAAGAGAUUGGUCUUUACAACUUGAGGAACAUAACACGCGGAGCCAUUCGGAUUGAGAAGAACUCUGACCUGUGUUACCUCUCCACAGUGGACUGGUCUCUCAUCCUAGAUGCUGUGUCCAAUAACUACAUCGUUGGGAAUAAACCCCCAAAGGAAUGUGGGGACUUGUGUCCAGGGACAAUGGAGGAGAAGCCGCUGUGUGAGAAGACCUCGAUUAACAAUGAGUACAACUACCGCUGCUGGACCACCAACCACUGCCAGAAAAUGUGUCCCAGCUCCUGUGGCAAGAGAGCCUGUACAGACCAGAACGAGUGUUGCCACCCGGAGUGCCUGGGGAGCUGCACAGCCCCUGAUAACAACACCGCCUGCGUUGCCUGCCGCAAUUACUACUACGAAGGAGUCUGCCUGCCCACCUGCCCUCCCAACACCUACAAAUUCGAGGGCUGGCGCUGCGUGACAAAAGAGUUUUGCUCCAAAGUCCCUGCCACUGAAACAAGUGAAUAUGAGAGGUUUGUGAUUCACAACGAUGAGUGCAUGGCCGAGUGCCCCUCCGGAUUCAUCCGCAACGGGAGCCAAAGCAUGUUCUGCAGCCCGUGUGAGGGACCUUGCCCCAAAAUUUGUGAGGAUGAGAAAACGAAGACCAUUGACUCUGUCACAUCAGCACAAAUGUUGCAGGGAUGCACAAUUCUCAAGGGAAAUCUGCUGAUUAACAUCCGCCGUGGAAAUAACAUUGCUUCAGAACUGGAGAAUUUUAUGGGUCUGAUUGAGACAGUGACAGGGUACGUGAAGAUUCGCCACUCCCAUGCCUUGGUCUCCUUGUCUUUCCUGAAGAACCUGAGGUACAUUCUGGGAGAGGAACAGGUGGAUGGGAACUAUUCCUUCUACGUGCUUGACAACCACAAUCUUCAGCAGCUGUGGGACUGGAACCAUCACAACCUGACGAUCAAGGAGGGGAAAAUGUACUUUGCAUUUAAUCCUAAACUCUGUGUGUCUGAGAUCUACCGGAUGGAGGAAGUUUCAGGAACCAAGGGACGUCAGAGCAAAGGAGAUAUAAAUCCGAGGAAUAAUGGGGAGCGAGCCUCCUGUGAGAGCCACAUUCUGCGUUUUGUUUCCAACACCACGCUGAAGAAUCGCAUUAAACUGACGUGGGAACGGUAUCGCCCUCCAGACUACAGAGAUCUCAUCAGCUUCACUGUUUACUACAAAGAAGCACCAUUCAAAAACGUGACAGAGUACGAUGGGCAAGAUGCGUGUGGUUCCAAUAGCUGGAACAUGGUUGACGUUGACCUGCCACCAAACAAAGAGAACAAUCCUGGGAUUCUACUGCAGGGAUUGAAACCUUGGACCCAAUAUGCCAUUUAUGUCAAGGCUGUUACCCUCACAAUGAUGGAAAACCGUCAUAUUCAUGGAGCAAAAAGUGAAAUUGUAUAUAUAAGAACCAAUGCUGCAGUGCCAUCCAUUCCCUUGGAUGUUAUUUCAGCAUCCAACUCCUCAUCCCAACUGAUUGUGAAAUGGAAUCCUCCCUCUCUUCCUAAUGGGAACCUCUCCUACUAUAUUGUAAGAUGGCAGCAGCAACCUCAGGACAGUUACCUUUACAGACACAAUUACUGCUCCAAAGAUAAAGUCCCAAUUCGAAGAUACGCUGAUGGGACCAUUGAUACAGAAGAAACUACUGAACCCACCAAGCCAGAGGGCUGUGGGGGUGAAAAAGGACCUUGUUGUGCUUGUCCCAAGACAGAGGCAGAAAAGCAAGCUGAGAAGGAGGAAGCAGAGUAUCGGAAAGUCUUUGAGAACUUCCUUCACAACUCCAUCUUUGUCCCCAGACCUGAUCGGAAGCGGAGAGAUCUCUUCCGAAUCGCAAACGCCACCGUCACCAAUCGGAACAGGAACAUCACUGGGACAGAUCACUUCACCAACAGUUCUGACACGGAGGAGAAUGAGGUGGAAUACCCAUUCUUUGAGACCAAAGUGGAUGGCAAGGAGAGAACUGUGAUCUCCCAUCUCCAGCCUUUUACUCUUUACCGCAUUGAUAUUCACAGCUGCAACCACGAAGCUGACACGCUGGGUUGCAGCGCUUCCAACUUUGUCUUUGCAAGAACCAUGCCUUCAGAGGGAGCAGAUAACAUUCCAGGAACGGUAGCAUGGGAAGCAAAAGAAGAAAAUACUGUAUACCUGAAGUGGCUAGAGCCUGCAAAUCCAAACGGGCUGAUACUCAUGUAUGAAAUCAAAUAUGGGCAGCAUGGAGAGGAGAAGCGGGAAUGUGUUUCCAGACAAGAAUACAAGAAGCUUGGAGGAGCUAAACUAACUCAUCUGAACCCUGGAAACUACUCUGCUAGAGUUCAGGCCACUUCGUUAGCUGGAAAUGGGUCAUGGACUGAGCCAAUCUCUUUUUAUGUGCAACCCAAAUCAGCAAACUAUGGAAACUUCCUGCACUUGAUAAUUGUGCUCCCUAUUGCUUUCCUUCUCAUCAUUGGGGGAUUGCUGAUAAUGCUGUAUGUCUUUAACAAAAAGAGGAACAGUGACAGACUGGGCAAUGGAGUACUUUAUGCUUCUGUGAACCCUGAGUACUUCAGUGCUUCAGAUGUCUAUGUUCCAGAUGAAUGGGAGGUGCCCCGUGAGAAGAUCACCAUGUGCCGGGAGCUUGGACAAGGCUCCUUUGGAAUGGUUUAUGAGGGAAUAGCCAAGGGAGUGGUGAAGGAUGAGCCAGAGACCCGAGUGGCCAUCAAGACUGUCAAUGAAUCUGCAAGCAUGCGGGAGAGGAUCGAGUUCUUAAACGAGGCUUCAGUGAUGAAGGAGUUCAAUUGUCACCAUGUGGUUCGCCUGCUUGGUGUUGUUUCUCAGGGCCAGCCUACGCUGGUGAUCAUGGAGCUGAUGACACGUGGGGACCUCAAAAGUUACCUGAGAUCAUUGAGGCCAGACACAGAGACUAAUCCAGGCCAGGCACCUCCAACUCUGAAGAAGAUGAUUCAGAUGGCAGGAGAGAUUGCUGAUGGGAUGGCAUACCUCAAUGCCAACAAAUUUGUUCACAGAGAUCUUGCUGCAAGAAACUGCAUGGUGGCAGAAGACUUCACAGUGAAAAUUGGAGAUUUUGGCAUGACAAGAGAUAUCUACGAGACAGAUUAUUACCGGAAAGGAGGGAAAGGUUUGCUGCCUGUCCGCUGGAUGUCCCCAGAGUCACUGAAAGAUGGAGUCUUCACCACACACUCCGAUGUCUGGUCCUUCGGGGUUGUGCUCUGGGAGAUCGCAACAUUGGCAGAGCAGCCCUACCAAGGCAUGACCAAUGAACAAGUGCUCCGCUUUGUGAUGGAAGGAGGGCUGCUGGAAAAACCAGACAAUUGUCCUGAUAUGCUGUUUGAACUGAUGCGCAUGUGCUGGCAGUACAAUCCAAAAAUGAGACCUUCCUUCCUGGAAAUCAUCGGUAGCAUCAAAGACGAGCUGGAUCCAGCGUUCAAAGAGGUCUCCUUCUUCUACAGCGAAGAGAACAAACCUCCAGACACAGAGGAGCUUGACCUGGAGACUGAAAACAUGGAGAGCAUUCCUUUAGAUCCUUCCUCCACCCUCCAACCCACUGACAAGCACUCAGGACACAAAGCAGAGAAUGGCCCAGGCGUGGUGGUCCUUAGGGCCAGCUUCGAGGAGAGACAGCCCUACGCACACAUGAACGGGGGACGCAAGAACGAGAGGGCCUUGCCCCUGCCCCAGUCGUCGGCCUGCUGAUCCCUAGACCCGGAAUCUGACAGAAAUAAACCACAGAGAAACACACAUGCGUUUGGGGGGAAGAAAGAAAGAAAAUUUACAAUAUAUUCAAAAGCCUACUGUACCUCAGUGGAUCUUCAGAACUGCCAUAGCUGCACUUGGGAGAACCCUCUUUUUUUUUUGGUUUUUUUUUCAGUAAACAAGUUACCGUAUUUUUUCUUUUUUUUUUUUUUUUUUUUUUCAAUAUGCAAGCAGAUGUUUGUUUCAGUAAAGGACUCCAUUCAUGGGGCACACAGUUGGCCUUUUAAAACUCUAAAUGUUAACACUUAAUAGCAACAGAAAACUUGAGAUCUGAUGUCUCUCUCUCUCUCUCUCUCCCUCCUCUCUCUUCUUUCUCUUUCUUUCUGUCUCUCUCUUUGCUUCAUAAUGGGAAACAUAUCUGCCUGCAAGUUCAACCCUACAGCACUUUUAUCAGAUCAAAGAUAUCGCAGGCCAGGUGGCUCCCUGGUACCCUUGCAAGCACCUGCCCAACACUGUAGGUCUUUAUAAAAACAAACAAACAAAAAAACCGACUAAAACCACCCACACAUCCACAAAAACCAACAACAAAACUAAAACAGACUGGAUUUUUAAUGUUGCUCUUUAAUCUUUUUAGGAACACAUAAAAGAAUAAAAAAGGGCCAUCAUUCGUCGGAGGUUGGUACCAUUUUCAGCGCUGCCAAAUUUUGCCAAAAAAAAAAAAACCUGAACUCUGUUUUUUGUUUUUGUUUUGUUUUGUUUUUUCAUAGGCAUGGAAGGAGUACAGUAAUCAACUGCUCUGUUAAAAAGAGAUCCUGACCAAUACAUUCUAUUCAAUCAUACACUGGUAUUUCAAAAAAAAAGAAAAAAAGAAAAGAAAAAAAAUUGAAAAAUAAAAUCAAAUUGUCUAGAUCUUUUUUCAAAACUGGACAAGAUGGGAUUUUUUUGUUGUUGUUGUUUUGUUUUUUUUUUUUCUCUCGUGAUGGAGAAGAUAAAAGGGAUGGGGUAAAGAAACAGCCCUCCCUCCACUCCUAUCCCCAUCCUAAUGAAUUCUGGACAAAACUGGCAGUGGUGAGCUAAAUAAACAUGUGCAUUUCCUACAAAAAAAAAAAAAAAAAAAAAAAAAAAAAAAGUCAACCGCAAGCCAAAAAUGAAACAUGAAAACCAUGAAAAUAACUGACAGAGAUCUCCAUCGUUGCAGCCUUCUUCACAGGCUUGCAAGGAAAAAACCACCUAGAAACCCAAAUUGGAGAAGACAAAAAAAAGCAGUAACCGGAUUCAAGUAUAUGAUGCUUUGUUGACCUUUUCUCUUUAUUAUUAAGACUUCUCGAAGGGUCUUGCAGUUCUAUGUUAGACCAUGGAUCAUUUGCAUACACAUUGUCUUUUGUGUCACUUUUAUAACUUUUUUACGGUUCGGAUACUCAUCUAUAUGUCUGUACAGAAAAAAGCUGCUAUUUUUUUUGUUCUUUAUCUUUGUGGAUUUAAUCUAUGAAACCUUCAGGUCUGCCCUCCUUCCCUUCCCUCCCACUUCAACAAAUUUUCUUAUGCUUUGUACUAUAGUGUGUAACUUCUACUUCCUCCUUCCCAGUAACUGAUACCUUUCAUAUGAUUUGCCAUGAACUGUUUAAUGCCUUUUUAUAAAUAAGUUUCCUCUUUUUUUUUUUUUUUUUUUUUUUUUUUUUAAUUUUUUUUUUUUAUUUUAUUUUUUUUCCCAUUAGUUGUUUUACAACAUCUUGGCUGUGUGGGCUACAGGGCUCUUGAGGGGGGAGAUGGAGAAGGAAGGGACACUCUGCACAGAAACACUCUGGCAGUGCUUUGGUGGUUUUAAGCCUCAGUUUUCCUUCCUUCUCACUAAGCUCUGCCCAGACAGCACGCGAGUCUCUUACAGUGCAAGGCAUGAUACAAACUCAGGUCAGAAAAAAGGUUAAAUAUUUAGUACAUUCUUGUUCAGUGUUUGUAUUCAUUGUUGUACAAGGGUCCUACCCCUCCUUCCCUCCCUGCUUGUUUUGGUUGUGGCACACAUCCACCCACCCAUCCCCACCCACACUCCCCACACAGACACACACAUAUAUGUUUUGUUGUUUUUUUUUUAUUUGUCAAGUACAACAGUUAGACACCAGGCUUUCGGGUCACUCAUUUUUAUAAAGACUCUUUUAACCCUUCCACCCUGUGAAAAAGAGCUAUACCAGUUGGAGCUGGUGAUGCCAGGCAUGCUUUGGGUAGCCACUGAACACUUGGCUCCAGCAAACCCCAGCUCUUCACCUUCUCAGUGAGGAAGCCCCCAUGGAGGGCACCCAGGGCUGCACUUUGCACCCCUGGUUUAAAAAAAAAACAAAACAAAAAACCAACACUAAACCAAACCAAACCCACCACACUGUUUCCAUGGGGCUGGGUGGAAAGCAUGUAGCUGGGGCCAGUGGCUUGGCUAGCAAACAGUUACGUGUUGGCAGCUAUGGAAACCUGUACAAGUACAAGCUUGUUGCUUAAAUCAUAGACCAAACCUCAGAACAAAAGAAAAUGAGUAAGCUUGUUUGUUCAGUUGCAGAAGCCUUGGUGAAAGGGUAAGGAGGGGGCCAUCAGAAAGUCUACAACCAAGGAGCCGUGCCAGUUGCUCAUCUAACGUUAGCUACAGCAUCUAAGCCUUUGUUUAGCACUGAUCCAACCAAAUGAUGGCAGUGAAGAGGUGGUUCUGGGAUGGAAAUGUUUAAACCUUUUGAGUAAGAACAAAGAAUUAAAAUAUACUGAUUGCUAGUUUUGACUGGAGAUUUUAAAAUGUUUGUAGUGCUUUUUGCUUGUGUAGUUUAGAUCCCAUUAUCUUCUCUUGCCUCUGUCCCAUAGUUAUUUUUCCCUUUUAAAAAUGAAAAAGACAAAAAAGUUUAAUUAAGAAGGUAUUCUAUGUAGGAUUUUUUAUUUAUUUUUGUGAUAUCAGUUUAAAUCACUGUAGAGAUGCCCCAUAAUAAAUUUAAAUACUGAGAUAAGGGUUUUUGAGUAUGACAGGGGGACAGUUUUUGAUUUUAUUUUUUUUUUCAAACAUUUAUCUACCUCACUCUUAUUUUUUUACAUGUGUGUAUAUACAAAAAAUACAUCUCACAUUUCUCAGCAGCCAAUAAAUGCCGUUGAUACUGGUAACCUCUCACUCCAUAAUACCACAUGCUCUAGGUUCUGGAGGGGAACAGUCACUGCUUGUCACAAAGGGUCACUUCAGAAUAUUUGCCUCAAUUUCAAGGAGUUUCUCCAGGUUUUUUUGGCUCAGAUUCAUUAUUGUGAGGAGAAAUCCAAGUUGUCUAACUUAGGGUGAUCAUUCUUUAAGGAAAGGCAAAGGUGAGGACUGUCACAGCAGCCCUUGAGUCAGCAACAAAACUCAUUUUUAGAUGAGCAGAAAUGCAGCUGACCUGAGACAAAGACUUCAAGUUAUGAUUAUUUGAUGAAAUCUGUUGCAGAAAUCAAUUGCUGUAAUGUCUGAAGGUCCAGAGGAAUUAAGUGUAAAGAGAAUGGUCUUAUUCUUUGUCCUGUAGAAUGGGCUCAGCCAGUUUUCCCUCAGAUUGCCACAAGCACCAAAAAGUUUUUUGGCUGAAUCAGCACCUAAAAAGAAAUUGGCUCAUGCAGCAAUAACAUUGCUGUCUUGAUGAAAAAAAAGUAAAAAAUGGUGAAAAACCUGUCACGGACUGCCUGAUGAUACUACUACAUUGAGUUUACAGCUUUGCAUCUUUGCUGCUUCUGUUUGAUAAGAGCACUGAUUUUUUUUUUUUUUUUUAUUUCAGAACUAACAUUGAAUUGCUUUCUUUAACAUGCCAGUAAAAAUUCAGUUCCCUUUUCUUCCCCCAUUGAUAUGCUUCAUAACUGUGGAUUCUGAUGGACCCGCCAUCAGAUUUUAACUGCCCUCUGACAGCGUGUAACUGGUUUACAAGCACACAGGACUAACCCGGGCUUGCUGUCAACUUGAUGUAUAAUGUUUCUCUUUUUCCAGCUCUGGCAGCUGUUCGUACAGGUGUUGGUUGUGGUAUCUGAGUAAUGUGGUGCUUGGCUACUUGGAGUUGUGCAUGGCCUUGUGAAUAUACAACGUUGUGGUUAAGUACUACAGAGUUUCUCUUGGAGGAGCAGCUUCUAGCCCUGAGAAACUAGCAAAAUUGGAAGUUUUUCAUAGGUGUUUUUUGCUUGCUGUUUUUUAUGAGGUUCCAGUGACCUUUUGGUGCAGUGACUAUUGCCCUCUCUUGCACAUAUUGAUUACCACAACUGGAGAUCCUCAGAUCUUUCAGCUGGCUAGGAGGGUUUUGUUGAAACUGUCCAAGUUACUGAUAUUACAAUUGUGUGUAGGUGGUUUUAAAAUGCAUUAGGAAGAAACACUAAUGACAUAGUGCCCAUCAUGAUACACAUUUCAAAAAGCACUUCAGUAGAAGACAGUCACAUGGCAUCACGUACACGUGCGUGGUGACAGCUCUCCUGGACCAAACCACCUUCAUUAUACCAUUGCAUUCUGUGUUUGCAAUUCAAGCUUAAUUCCUUUUUUGUUCUGUUUGUUUCCAUAGCUUUUUUUGUUGUUUUGUGCGUUUUGAAUAGCUUUAUUCACAUGGGUUUUUCAUGCUGACUUCCCUUGGACAGUAAAUCAAGUUGUUUGUGCAUGUGAACGACUGAGAAUUAAUGUUGGCUUGAUAGAGUCAUAAAAUGGUUUGUAAUGUUGUUCUUCCCUGAGACCACUGGCUUGUCUGGUAUGGAAAAUUUAUUUAGAACUUCAGCUGUGUUUGAAUAAAGUCAAAGUAAUCCGAUUUGUUUAUAAAUUAAAAACAAAAGCCCACCCAUCCCUGAAAACCAGCAGUUUGACAAAUGGCACCGAGAUGUUUUGACUGCAGCAGGAUAACAAAUUGGCAUCACCACGGGAGCAGGCAGCUUUGGUUUUUCUGCUUGGCCAUUGCUCUCACCUGACUUGCAUUGAAAAAGCUGCUGGGGUGGCACAGAAGGUGGUUUGGUUGCAAAGGAAUGUGACUCCUACCUAAACACAGAAGUGUCAGCUGCCUGGUACUGAGUGAGCUGCUCAGCUGGGGAGCGUGCAGCAGAGGCAGAAGCCAAGCCCGAGGCCAGCCUGUGUGCACCAGGUGAUGCCUCUGCUGGUUCAAGUGGGUGCAAAGUGCUGGAUGAUUCAAGGUGUGUGUUUGCACUGAUACUCUUGAUGGCCUUUAAAAACAAAGAAAGAAAGCCCAGUUUGCCCAGGAUGGCUGGUCACCAGAUGGAGCUGCUGUCAGGUCCUCUGGGAACUUCUGAGGGGUGUUUUGUACAAUCUGAGUCUAAGUGAACAACACUCCUAUUGUUCGUGUAACUCCAUACAUAUAUAUCUAUAUAUACAUAUAUAUAUAUGCAUAUGUAUAUCUAUAAUAUAGAUAUAUAUAUUUAAACCCUUUUCAUUCCAUUAGUACAAGUAACACUUGUUUCCUGAUAUUCUUACUUUGUUUGUCAACCAUGUGUUUAAUCACUGGGCUGAACAACAGUGGAGGAAGGUGCAAGGGAUCCACUCCUUACUAACCAGUGAUAAAAGCCAGAUAUUGCAACUUAACCCAUGAGUAGUUGUGCAGACAUGAAUUUAAGAAUGAUGCAUAGAAACAACAGUAGUGGCCAGGGGUGCUGAAGAUACAGAACUAUAAACAGGCAGGAGGGUUCUGAAGGAUCCCUCAGUUCAGAGAAAAUUGAACCUAAAACUGAGUGGAGAAAUGAGAAGUGUUUGUGCAGAGAGACCUGAAACCAGGGAUAUGGAAAUGGGUAUUCACAAAGACACAGGGGUGGGCAGAAGUUUGAGGUAGUUUGCUGAGCUUAGCUUGUGGGACAACAUCAGAGCUCAGGUACAACAAUUCUGAUCCUUGGUACUUGUAAAUAAAGCUCUGGACUUCACAACCAGAGUGAUCAAUUCCUUUGCAGGAGUUGAAUGGUUAUCACCAUCCUUCUGUAUGAAACAGUUUCAACUUCCAGUUGGUCUGAUUGGACCUUCAGACCAUCACUGGUGUGUGUGUGUGUGCAUAUGUGUGUGUGCUCAUUCUUUUUCUUUUCAAUUUUUUUCUUUUUUCUUGGUAUGUGUUUCAUUGAUUAGUAACCAUUAGCAUUUUCAAUAGGGCUUUAAGUCCAGUAGAUUACGGGUAGUCAGUUGACAAAGAUCUGGUUUACAAGAACUAAAUAAAUGUUUCAUUGCAUUUUUGUAAGUACGUAGAAUAAUUUUAUAAAAUGUUUGUAGCUUACAAAUGCCUAAAAUAUAAUUUAAGGGCACUUUUCUGUGUGUGGGUGUGUCUGUAUGUGAUCAGGUUUUUUGGAUGGUACCAGUUUCCUAGCUAGCUUUACAGUAUGCCAGAAAGGAUCGCGAAGUUGUCCAACUGACAGUGUCCCUCUCCCCUCACCCACCCAAGUUUUGUGUCCCAGUAUACAGCAGAUGAAUAAAGGAGUUGGGGAAAUGUUCUGUAUCUUCAGUAUCCUGGUCUUCCAGAGCCCUCUGGUUGGGGUGGGAUCAUCUUAACUGGUCAUUUCACUUUACUGUCUAGGGCAGUUAACUCCAUGAAUUACAAGAACCUCACUGGUCAGGGAAACAGAACGGGUUUUGCUGCUACCCAGUCUCACUUGUGUUGUCCAGUACCUGCUUUAUGGUGGCCAUGUGGUUUGAAGGAUGUGACUGUGUAAGAGAAGGAGGGAAGAUGUUUUUCAUAAUUGCUGUUGAAGAACUGUUUGCAGAUUUCUUAUCGCUUUAAAAGUUUGUAUGCAGCCUCUAAAGAUGUUGAGAACCAUUUGAAGCUUUGUUGAAAUGAGCGAGGCAGGGUCCCUAUUUAUUUUUAUUUAAGAAUAUUGAAGAUUCCUUCUCCCUCACUCCCCCAAAAUUUGACCAACCGCAUUGUUGAAGGGUUAUGGUUGAUUUAGAUGCUGUUUGAAAAUCAGCUCUUCUGUUUUCUGAACCAGUGAGGUUUGAGAUGAAAGGAUUGGCCAGAGUUUGUCUACCUCUGGGACAAAAACAAAACUAGAAAGUGCUAAGGAAUGGAUGCAGUUGCAAAUACAACAUUUUCCAAGUUUUCUUGUUUAAAUUUUUUAAAGAGAAAAUUAAACAAUAACAUGGCCAAUUUAUUACAUAAAAAGACUUGCUGUGUAUAAAUUAUUCCUAAAGAAAUUCCUGUGUUUAUAUUAAAAUGAAUCAGUAGAUUAAAAAAAAUUUCAAAAUGUUUUUGUAUAUUCUGUUGUAAGAAUUUAUUCCUGUUAUUGCGAUAUACUCGGGAUUCUUUACAUUAUGAAAAGAAGAAACUUUGUCUAUUUUGAAUGGCUGAAGCUAAGGCUCCUUUAGUUUCUCUUACUCUGCUUUUUUCUAGUAGUUUCAGUACUACAUGAUUUAAGUUAAAUAAAAGAAUUCUGUAUG